CGACACUCUGUCUGGACAGUCCUGAUUGUCCCUGUGCUGAUCACAUGCACCCUCCCAAGAAAAAAAAAAAAAAACCGCUCUAGCAGUACAUACCAAACUGAGAAUGUGCAGAGUACCCCCAAAGCUCUGCUCUAUAAGGAGAUGAAAUGGGGAAAGUGGAAGAAAGGGAGGAUCAGAGAAGACAAGAUCAAACAUUUUACACAAUGCAGAGAAUUAACUCCUUAAGUUCCACAGUGAGUAUAACAAGCAUGCUCUACUGCAUAUACAGACUGAUUUUACUGUUGUGGGUUUAGUAACACUU
Molecule: messenger RNA, 301 nt
Organism: Staurois parvus
Lineage: Eukaryota; Metazoa; Chordata; Amphibia; Anura; Ranidae
Source: the annotation of a GenBank genome assembly